UCCGGGCCGUGCGGCAUAUGAUCUGUACUGUAGCCGCUCCGCGUUGCACGUUGCUAGUUAGUUGCAAUGUUGUAGCUAUUAGCACGAUAGCCGUUCCUGCGCUGGGAGGGAGACUCGCCGUUCACUUUGACAAACCUACGGCAAACUUUGGUUCAUUCACAGUCUGUCCACUUGCUAACCACCAGAAAUUAAUCAACAGACCUCUAGUUAGCUUGUAGUCUUGUCUUCCUGCUAGCCCGCUAGCUUACCCAGCUUGCUAGCUAGCUAGCCACUAGCGUUGUACCGUCUCCUCCCUCAGUGACAACCGUCUGCAGCCCGGGUGGAGGACCAUGGCGAUGAGACAAACUCCUCUCACCUGUUCCGGUCACACCCGGCCUGUGGUGGACCUGGCCUUCAGUGGAAUCACUCCUUAUGGCUACUUCCUCAUCAGCGCCUGCAAGGAUGGCAAGCCCAUGUUGCGCCAGGGAGACACAGGGGACUGGAUAGGAACGUUUCUGGGUCACAAAGGCGCUGUCUGGGGAGCCACUCUGAACACAGACGCCACCAAGGCAGCCACUGCUGCUGCAGACUUCACAGCAAAGGUGUGGGAUGCAGUGAGCGGAGACGAGGUCCUUUCACUGGCUCACAAACACAUUGUCAAGACCGUCAGCUUUACUCAGGACAGUAAUUGUCUGUUGACUGGCGGAAAUGAUAAGCUGCUGCGCAUAUAUGAUCUCAGCAACCCUGAGGCAGCACCACAGGAGAUUGCAGGUCACACCUCAGCCAUUAAAAAAGCUCUGUGGUGCAACAAUGACAAGCAGAUUCUCUCAGCUGCUGAGGACAAAACCAUACGGUUGUGGAAUAGAAGUUCCAUGGAGGAGGUGAAGACGCUGACAUUUGACACGUCAGUGAGCAGCAUGGAGUAUGUGGCUGAUGGAGAAACUCUUGUGAUCACAUAUGGAAAGACGAUUGCUUUCUACAAUGCUUUGAGCUUGGACCUUAUCAAGACCGUGGAGGCCCCGGCUCCUAUCAACUCAGCCUCCCUCCAUCCAGAGAAAGACUUCUUUGUUGCCGGUGGAGACGACUUCAAACUCUACAAAUUUGACUAUAGCACUAAGGAAGAGCUGGAGUCCUAUAAGGGUCAUUUUGGCCCUGUACACUGUGUUCGCUUCAGUCCAGAUGGGGAGCUGUAUGCCAGUGGCUCUGAGGACGGCACACUCCGGCUGUGGCAGACGGCGGUGGGGAAAACCUAUGGCCUGUGGAAGUGUGUCCUUCCUGAGGACCUUGGGGCAGAGAACUCUGAGCAGCUGUACACCUCGACCCCUGAGAUCAAAGCCUGAGGACAUAGUGCUACUGUUUGGAAACCAGAUGAGAAAAAAGGAAGAGGUAAAGGAGAUGAGCAGAGGGGUGUUCCGGUGUCUUCUAUCAGGCCCAGCAAGGAGCAGAGUCCAGAGCAUCUCUAUCCAUCAGAAAAUGAUGUGGAUAUUAUGACUGUCCUGUCAUAGACCAACGAUUUCACACACCCACACAUCACACACUGAUUUACAGUCAUAUGGACAGUAUGGGCUGCAGAGUAAAGCAGUAGAGCUGUGAGUGUCAUUGCUGCCUGCUUUCUCUCUGAUCAGCCCGGUUCUGUCUGCUUAAACUUAUUUUAACUUCCCUCUACGCCGUGAACCCCAAACUACAUGAUACUAUAAUGAGUUUUGGUUUCAAAAUUAAGGUGUUUAAUGAGCUGGACCAACGCAUUUGUUUUCAGUUCAUAGUUACAAGGAUACUGGAGGUAGUUGCACAGUUUGUGCUAAAGUUAAGGCGCCUUCAUUUCUUCAAAAAAAAAAAAAAAGAAACAUUGCUUUGAGUAUUUGCUUGUGUUGUACUGGUUGAGUAUAUGAAGUUAUGUGUCCAAAUAAAAGAAAAUAUUGUUUUGUGACAAAGUGGACAGGAAGAAAUGUCACUGGGUUUUUCCAAUUUGGUUAUUGUCUUCAUUUGUGUCCAGUGAUGAAAUAAAUGCAUUGCAGUUUUAUUUGUAAGUAAUGCACAAAGACA
Acanthochromis polyacanthus (spiny chromis) is the source of this 2022-nucleotide messenger RNA. It is a transcript of the gene strap, whose product is annotated as serine/threonine kinase receptor associated protein. Gene Ontology annotation, biological process: spliceosomal snRNP assembly. The record is from RefSeq and is a predicted model, not a curated record. Lineage: Eukaryota; Metazoa; Chordata; Actinopteri; Pomacentridae. The transcript has 9 exons. Gene Ontology annotation, cellular component: SMN complex. Gene Ontology annotation, molecular function: protein binding; RNA binding. Bases 330 to 1319 code for a protein of 329 amino acids.